Molecule: messenger RNA, 474 nt
Organism: Alternaria atra
Lineage: Eukaryota; Fungi; Ascomycota; Dothideomycetes; Pleosporales; Pleosporaceae
Exons: 4
Coding region: 1-474 (157 amino acids)
Source: RefSeq, a predicted model, not a curated record
AUGGCAUCAACACAGGCCGCUCCAAUCGCUCUACCGCGCGUCGCAAUAACAUAUUGCACGCAAUGUCGGUGGAUGCUGCGGGCAGCUUAUUUCGGCCAAGAACUCUUAUCAACAUUCGGAUUGCAAAUCGGCGAGAUAGCGCUUAUACCUGCGACGGGUGGACUUUUCACUGUCGAGUUGACGUAUAUUCCGUCCUCGGACGAAGGUCAAAGUGUAGAGGCAAGGAAAGUGUUACUUUGGGAUAGAAAGACUGAAGGAGGGUUUCCAGAGACGAAAGUAUUGAAGCAGUUGGUGCGAGAUCAUAUCGAUCCUAACCGAGACUUGGGGCAUUCGGACAAACAUGGCAAGAAGAAAGAAGAGAAGACUGAGGAGAAGAAGCUAGAGUCAGAGGUGAAGCAAGAGCAGAUUCAGGCAAUUGAGGGUGUAGAGGUCAAGAGGAAUCCAGAUGGGACUGUUUGCGAGGAUUGCAGAUAA